Molecule: messenger RNA, 608 nt
Organism: Mycetomoellerius zeteki
Lineage: Eukaryota; Metazoa; Arthropoda; Insecta; Hymenoptera; Formicidae
Gene: RpS17
Product: ribosomal protein S17
Exons: 4
Coding region: 1-516 (171 amino acids)
Biological process (GO): translation
Cellular component (GO): ribosome
Molecular function (GO): structural constituent of ribosome
Source: RefSeq, a predicted model, not a curated record
AUGUUUGCGGACGCGAAUCACCAUCGCGACGAAACACGAGUACAAACAAUAUGCAAUUAUACGCGACACUUCACGUUACGACGAACAUCCGAUACUACCCGAAACAAUUGCGAUGUUUUCACGAUCAGUCGUGUCCGAACGAAGACGGUCAAAAAGGCCGCAAAGCUUAUUAUCGAGAAGUAUUAUCCACGUCUCACUUUGGAUUUUCACACGAAUAAAAGAAUAUGCGAGGAAAUCGCUAUUAUCCCUAGCAAAUCCUUGCGCAAUAAGAUUGCUGGAUUUGUCACUCACCUGAUGAAGAGGCUUAGGCACAGUCAGGUACGUGGUAUCUCCAUCAAGCUGCAAGAAGAAGAGAGGGAACGCAGAGACAACUAUGUUCCUGAGGUCUCCGCUUUGGAGCACGACAUCAUCGAGGUCGAUCCAGAAACCAAGGAGAUGUUGAAGAUGCUUGAGUUCAACAACAUCACUGGACUCCAACUCACCCAGCCUGUACCACAAUUUAGCAGACGUUCUUAAAUAUCCCUCCUUCACAUUAUUAAGAAAAAUGGUUGGUCUUGCACUUUUCAAAUAAAAUUGCAAACUAACACUCACGAUACGCGUGCUACUUA